UUUGCUUUGCCACAGCCUCUCCAAAAGCAGCACCAAGCGGAUUCGGAACACCGAGAGUUUUGCGACAACGCGGAAAAGAGGCUUUAAACAGACGCGAUGAACCUCGAAAUUUGAUUUACAUAUCCGGGACAUAUUUUUAUGUCACACAUUUGAAGGAAAGCUGCUUUUUUCAUUUUCAUUUUGGAGAGUUUGCUCGAAGCACGCCAGUGAUGGACCAACAUUAGUCUGCUAGAUAUCGUUGGCAUGGGCGGGUUGUUGCAUUAACUGUGACGAGGAGAUGUUAGAAAAUGACUGUCGAACAUCUCUGAAGUUUUAUUUCAAUUUAUUGGAUCAUAAGAAAGACAACAUUAAAACAACAUCCCGCUGAGUGGAAUAACACCUUUCAGAUAUCGGUCACCUAAUGGAUAUCAGUGGGAUCCAAAGAAACUUCUGCGUUUGAUUUGUCACGUUCGACUCCAGCAGUUUCCAACCUUCUGAUUUCAGGUUUAGUAUGGCUCUGUUGAGGUUUGCCAGACACUUUAUAUACAUCACAUGGCUGGGUUUCUUAUGGAGGAGUUCAGCAGAUCUGCCGCGCCUGACAGACCACCUCCACUCUGCCAGUGGACUCUCUGAACUGUGUGGUAUCGAUGAGAUUCUUUGCCAGGAUGAAAAUGCUCUGCUGAGUUUUGAGGCCAUCCGCAGCAUUCACAAAGACAUGGACGACGAUGCAGACGGCAGUGUGGACGUGACAGAGACGGAUGGGUUUCUAAGAGAAGACCUAAAGUACCACGACCCUAAAGGAAAACACAACAGUUUCCACAGAGCAGAUCUGCUGAUCACAGUGGAGGACAUGUGGAACUCAUGGAAGGCCUCUGAAGUAUAUAACUGGACAGUGGAAGAAGCAGAGGAGUGGCUCACCAGUUUUGUGGAGUUACCGCAGUAUGUUGAUUCCUUCAGGAAGAACGUCAUCAGUGGCAAAGAUUUGCCCAGACUUGCAGUAAAAAAUGCUACCCUACUUGUGUCCGUGCUGAAGAUACCAGACCGCAGUCAUGCACAGAAACUGCAGCUGAAGGCUCUGGACACUGUGCUUUUUGGACCUCCAGUGAGCAGACACAGUCAUCUGAAGGACUUGAUGCUGGUGGUGUCCAUCAUUAUUGGAGUUGGAGGCUGCUGGUUCGCCUACAUCCAGAACCGGAACUAUAGGGACCACAUGGGCAAGAUGAUCAAGGACCUGGACGGCCUUCAGAGAGCCGAGCAGAGCCUGCUGGACCUGCAGCAGAAGCUGCAGAUCGCACAGGAGGAGCAUCACACGGUGGAGGAGGAGAAGGUGAACCUGGAGCGGGAGAUGCGGGGCGAGAUUGAAUCAGCCAAGGAGGAGGCACAGAGACUCAGAGAGCUGCGUGAAGGAACGGAGAACGAGCUAAGCAGACGGAAAUAUGCAGAGCAGGAGCUGGAUCAGGUGCGGAUGGCUCUGAAGAAGGCCGAGAGGGAGCUGGAGUUGAGGAGCGGCUGGUCUCCUCCUGAUGCUCUGCAGAAGUGGCUGCAGCUCACACACGAGGUGGAGGUGCAGUACUACAACAUUAAGAAACAGAGCGCAGAAAGACAGCUGAUAGUGGCUAAAGAAGGGGCAGAGAAGAUCAAGAAGAAGAGAGGAUCUAUAUUUGGGACGUUCCACGUGGCCCACAGCUCCUCACUGGAUGAUGUUGAUCACAAAAUCCUCUCAGCCAAACAGGCUCUGGGCGAAGUGACUGCUGCUCUGAGAGAAAAGCUCCAUCGGUGGCAGCAAAUUGAGAUUCUGACGAACUUUAAUAUCGUCAACAACCCAGGCAUGUCGUCUCUGGCCUCUGCCCUCAAUGUGGACCCUGCAUUUCUAGGCAUCCGCCCCUCAACACCUCAACAUCUCCUGCUAUCAGAUGACCUGGACGACAUGGAUGAAGACAUACUUUCCCCAGGAACCCUACAGUAUGCCGCCUGGCAGAUGGAUCGGCGAGUGAGUGACCUUUGGCCCGUGGCUUCCGAGAGCCAAUCCCUGUGGAAACAUUCCGCCCCCAGUCUGAUGUCCUUGCGUCCGCGACAUGGAGAGGCGCAGCUGAACCAGAGUUCUCUGAGGUUGGUAGAGGACGACUGUGGGCCCCUGCAGGCCCCCGGACGGCCCCGUGUGCGGCAGACGCGCAGCCACUCCAUCGGCCAUGUGGAGUUUGUCCCUGUGGCUUCUCUGUCUUCCUCUCUGUCUCAUCCCUCCGUCCUGCUGUCCACGUCCUCCUCUUCUCUGUGCUCUCGCUUCUCUGCGCUUCAGUAUCGCUCCUCUUUCUGCACUUCACUGGAGGCUUCAACACACAGCCUGCACAAAACAGACAGCAGCGGGGAUCUGAACCGCUCCGAAUCCGACUCGUCUCUCUCUAUGUCUCAGUAUGGAGACGGCCAUCGCUGCUCCUCGACUCCCCUCUACAAUAAACUGUCCCGAUCCAACGGCGGCUCCUCCACUGACAGCCUUCUGCUGCAGAAGAGCUUCGGCAUGGAGAAGUGCGCCAGUCUGGGAGAGAUCCACUCGCAGCCCUCCAGCCUGAUCUCCGGUGACUCCCUGCACUCCCUCAACCUCACCUCUGAGCAGGACGUCCUGUCUCGAGCAGGUAUCCGCGUGUCCCAGAUCGCCAACAGGAGGAACCUAGUGGACGAGGACAGCGGCUCCACUGGAGAAGACACUGAGGGCUCCAGCUCAGGACGCAAGAAACACGGCUUUCCUAAAAUCUUCCGGAGGCCCAAGAAAUAAACAGGAAAGGACCAGUGCUGUGCUACUUUUGGAGAAGGGUUUGAGUAGGAGGGUGUAAUUUAUGUGGAUUGUUUUUAUGUUUAUUAUUUUUUUCUUGGUGUAAUUGUGUCGACCAACGGCAACAGAAACAGGCAUUUGUUGGGAACAGGUAUGAUAUCACUGUAUGUUUAUUUAUUUACUUCAGAAAAUAAGGACGCCAGCUUAUGGAAGCUUGUUUAUGUCAUGGAAAUCAAUUUUCUCACAUGAUUCUGAUUUUUGUUACUCAGAGCCGUGAGUUUAUAUUUCAGAUUUCAGAUUUGGAUAUAGAGAUUUAUGCAUCUUCUGAAAGCUGGAUGAAUGAGCCUUCCAUUGAUGUAUGAUUUAGGAUACGACGAGGCAUGAGACCAUAACUGGUUCUAAGGUUUACCGCAGUUUCGUGAAGUACCACCAAAAUUUUCUGUUAUACCGUUCUAACAGUACACUACCUGACAAAAAGAGCAACCAAUAAUAACUUGGCUUCUAGUUGAUCAUUUGGAAAAGUGGCAGAAGGUAGAUUUUUCUGUUGAAUCAUCU
Danio aesculapii is the source of this 3301-nucleotide messenger RNA. It is a transcript of the gene stim1b, whose product is annotated as stromal interaction molecule 1b. Gene Ontology annotation, cellular component: plasma membrane; endoplasmic reticulum. The record is from RefSeq and is a predicted model, not a curated record. NCBI's taxonomy places the organism in Eukaryota, Metazoa, Chordata, Actinopteri, Cypriniformes, Danionidae. The transcript is spliced from 14 exons. Gene Ontology annotation, molecular function: calcium ion binding; protein binding; calcium channel regulator activity. Bases 491 to 2749 code for a protein of 752 amino acids. Gene Ontology annotation, biological process: store-operated calcium entry; activation of store-operated calcium channel activity; intracellular calcium ion homeostasis.